This is a messenger RNA of Lonchura striata (white-rumped munia), 1533 nucleotides long. NCBI's taxonomy places the organism in Eukaryota, Metazoa, Chordata, Aves, Passeriformes, Estrildidae. The record is from RefSeq and is a predicted model, not a curated record.
AUGAUCUUGGACCCGUUCCUGUACCUCACUGCGGGGUUUUGGGUGGCCGUUCUGCCCAGACCCGUUCCAGCAGCGGGCGGCUCUGUGCCUCGAGCGCGGGCACUGUGCGUGCACUGCGGGGUCACUGUGGGGUUUUGGGGGUUUUGGGAUGUUCCAGGAAGAUUUUGGGGUGCCCUGGGCAGUUUUGGGGUGCCCCCAGAACCCCCUUUUCCCCCGCAGUGGCCGUUCUGCCCAGACCCAUUCCAGCAGCGGGCGGCUCUGUGCCUCGAGCGCGGGCACUCGGUGCUGGUGGCCGCUCACACCUCGGCCGGCAAGACGGCGGUGGCCGAGUACGCCAUCGCGCUGGCCCGGCGCCACAUGACCCGGUCCAUCUACACGUCCCCCAUCAAGGCCCUGUCCAACCAGAAGUUCCGGGAUUUUCGGGAGACCUUCGGCGACGUGGGGCUGCUGACGGGGGACGUGCAGCUGCGCCCCGAGGCCGCCUGCCUGGUCAUGACCACCGAGAUCCUGCGCUCGAUGCUGUACAACGGCUCCGACGUCAUCCGCGACCUGGAGUGGGUGAUCUUCGACGAGGUGCACUACGUCAACGACGACGAGCGGGGCGUGGUGUGGGAGGAGGUGCUGAUCCUGCUGCCCGAGCACGUCAAGCUGGUGCGGGGGGGCGCCACCGUCCCCAACGCCCUCGAGUUCGCCCAGUGGGUCGGGUACUACGCGGCCGUGGAGGCCAAGAAGGAGCAGAGCAGCAAACACGCGCAGAGCUUCGGGGCGCGGCAGCCCACCAUGGGCGGCCCCAACCCCGGCCAGGAGCGGGGGGUCUGGCUGUCGCUGCUGGAGACCCUCCGGGAGCGGGAGCUGCUGCCCGCCGUCGCCUUCACCUUCUCGCGGGGCCGCUGCGAGGAGCAGGCGGCGGCGCUGGGCUCGCUGGAGCUGCUGGGCGGCCCCGAGCGCGCCCAGGUGCGGCAGUUCCUGACGCGCUGCCUGGCCCGGCUGCGCGGCUCCGACCGCCGCCUGCCCCAGGUGGGGAGCCCUGCGGCGUUCUGGGGGGAAAAGAGGCGGUUUUGGGACCUGGAGGUGGGCGUCAGUGAAGGUGNCUCCGACCGCCGCCUGCCCCAGGUGGGGAGCCCUGCGGCGUUCUGGGGGGAAAAGAGGCGGUUUUGGGACCUGGAGGUGGGCGUCAGUGAAGUCUUCGACUCCAUCCGCAAACACGACGGGAACAGCUUCAGGGACCUCCUGCCGGGCGAGUACACGCAGAUGUCGGGGCGCGCGGGGCGCCGCGGGCUGGACGCCACCGGCACCGUCAUCAUCCUCUGCAAGGGGCCGGUGCCCGAGCUGGCUGACCUGCACCGCAUGAUGCUGGGCCGCCCAUCGCCGCUGCAGUCGCGGUUCCGCCUGACGUACCCCAUGAUCCUGCUGCUGCUGCGCGCCCCCGCCCUGCGCCCCCACGACCUGAUGCGCCGCAGCUUCGCCGAGUUCCCGCUGCGGCGCGACGCCACCGUGAGCCUGGCUAUUUCGGGGUGUCCCCCUCCUCCCUGA